Doryrhamphus excisus (bluestripe pipefish) is the source of this 1783-nucleotide messenger RNA. Lineage: Eukaryota; Metazoa; Chordata; Actinopteri; Syngnathiformes; Syngnathidae. The record is from RefSeq and is a predicted model, not a curated record.
UUUACUGUAAGUGACCCCUGACGAUUUUUAAUCAUGUCUCACUCCUCUCUCGGGAUUUCCUCACGUCUUCUUCUUCAAGACUAAAACCACAGCCAAAUUGAUGUCGGGCUGACGUCUUCCUGACAGGCUGAUGUCUCACUCCUAGAGGGAAAAAACCUGGCCACGCACACGUGCACACACACACGCACGAACGCCAGAGCCAAACGAGAAUGGACUGAAGCCUGAAGACUCACUGUGAGUGCGUGUCAAAGCCAACCAUGUCGACGUUGAGCAUCUGGGCCUGCCUCCUCUUCGCCAUCAGCGCCGCCGCGCAGGACAAGACACCAGAUGUUACUAUGACCUGUCUGGUCUCAGAGGAGUGCCUCCUCCCCUGCAGCUUCCCGCCCGCCACGCAGGAGAGUGUCCGCUGGUUCCAGCAGGACGUGGUGGUUUUCAGCUUCCGUCGAGGAGACAUCAGCGGCCACACCGCAAGCCAGGCGCUCGCCGGCCGCGCCACCAUGUUCCCACAAGUGAUCUCAGGGGGCAACGCCAGCUUGGUGCUGAAGGAGGUGGGUCUGAAGGACCGCGGCACAUACAGGUGUCACGUGCGCACCUCCACGGGGGAACACAAUGCCAAGGUGGUCUUGAAGGUGGAGGCGCCCAUCCAAGGACUGUCGCUGGAGCUCAACAGGCUGAGCGGCUACGAAGAGAUGAAGUGCAUCGUCCGCAACGUCUUCCCGCCGCCUCGGGUCACAUGGGCCACGGAACCGCCCACCUUUGAAGACUUGCGACCGAUCACACGCAUGCUGGCUGACAAGCGGGGGCUCUACACGGCAGACAGCAGGCUGAAGACCCUGAGUGGCCAACCGGACCUCAUCUACAUAUGCAAAGUCAGCACUUCCUACGGGGGUUCCACAUGGAUGUCCUCGCUGCGGGAGAGAGAAAUAAGAGGAAGCGAGGGGCGUGACCUGACCAUCCCCUGCUUCGCUCCACCCUACCUGAACAACCCCACCCUCCACUGGAGCUUCACCAACGGCGAGGACCCGGCGCACAUCCUCACCUACGACAGUCGCUCAGGGGACAGCGUCUCCACGCCGCCCUGGGACAACCACGUGGAGCUGGACGGCUUCAGGGUGCCUUUUGGGGACGGCUCCCUGCGCCUGAUGGACCCUGAGCACGCCGUGCACACGGGAACGUACAGCUGCGUGUUCUCUGUGCCGUACAACACGCACACGGAACGCACGGACGUCUCCAUCGAUGGCCCCACAGUGAAUCGGAGCACAUCGGAAGCGGCGUCAUACUGGUGGAUCGUGGCCCUGGCGGCGGCAGUGGUGGUUCUGGGACUGGUUGCCAUGUUUGCUUACCUGAAGCUUAAAGGAAGCGCCGCCAAGCCACCCAGGAGAGACCCUGAGGAGGUGACAGAGCUGAACUCAGUCAAAGGUGUUGGUGAUGAGAGUCAGAUGAGCGAGGGAGGGCGUGUUCUCGCUGGCGGCACCAAUGAACAGUCGGGCCUCUCCUGAGCCCACCAAUGCCGAUAUGUAUCCUAGUCCACAUAUUUGUGACCAGCUGUGACGACAAAGGAAAAAAAAAUUCAAUUGGGAAAUAAGUCCAGAUGUUCUGCUGAGAAAGGGAAGGGUUUUCCUGGGAAGAACCCACAAGAAACCUUUUGUUUUUGUAGCCGACCCUUUGCGGUUAGCUGAGGGUCACUCCGGAGUCAAGACCAAAGUUUUUGGGAAGGGUGGAGAUUUUCUUCAUGACAAUAACACUUUCUGUCAUAUGUGGAGCAAUGUGCCAUAUAGUUAAU